This is a messenger RNA of Brachypodium distachyon (stiff brome), 834 nucleotides long. Its product is annotated as protein disulfide isomerase-like 5-1. The transcript has 4 exons. The coding region runs from base 90 to 545 and encodes 151 amino acids. Lineage: Eukaryota; Viridiplantae; Streptophyta; Magnoliopsida; Poales; Poaceae. Gene Ontology annotation, cellular component: endoplasmic reticulum. Gene Ontology annotation, molecular function: protein disulfide isomerase activity. The record is from RefSeq and is a predicted model, not a curated record. Gene Ontology annotation, biological process: protein folding.
UCCAAGUACUUCGUCGACCCACCCCACUCGCGAACCCACCUGUCUGGCUGUCUCAUCCUCCCCCUCCGCCGCCGUCCUCCGAUCGAGCCAUGGAUCCGGCUCUUCGCCGCCGCUCCCGCCUCCCUAUCCACAUGCUGGUAUUGGUCGUCGCCGUUCUCGUGGUCCUCGCCGCGCGAUCCGGCGCCGAGGUCAUCACCCUCACCGAAGAGACCUUCACCGACAAGGUAAAGGAGAAGGACACCGUAUGGUUUGUGCAAUUCUGUGUCCCUUGGUGUAAACACUGCAAGAGCCUAGGAACACUAUGGGAGGACUUGGGGAAGGUUAUCGAGGGUACGGAUGAAAUUGAAAUUGGGAAAGUUGAUUGUGGUGCAAGCAAACCAGUAUGUUCAAAAGUGGACAUUCAUUCAUACCCAACAUUCAAGGUGUUUUAUGAUGGCGAAGAAGUUGCAAAAUAUAAAGGACCUAGGAACGUUGAGUCUCUCAAGAAUUUUGUGUUAAAUGAGGCUGAGAAAGCUGGGGAGGCGAGACUUCAAGACGAGCUUUAGGUGUUCAUAGCACACUCAUGCUGAUAGACAAUGAUACUCCAGUCAAGCUUGUUAAAAUAGUGCUCGACCUAUCGAUUUUCCUUUUGUUUUUAAGUUCGAGCUGUCAUGUAUUGCCUCCGGGGUUUGAUGCUAACUUACAAUGUUACCUAGUCAGAUGCGAGAAGAAAAUUGUUUGUAUCAUUAACAUUUUGUACUCGAUCAGAAGAGCCUGCACGACCCAAACGAUUUUGUGGAAGCUACAAACAAUUGAGAAAACAGGCAUGAGGCAUCAUGUUUUGAUUUUUAUAAA